AUGAGACUGAACAUUGCCAUAUUCUUUGGGGCUCUCUUUGGUGCUUUGGGAGUUUUACUCUUUUUGGUUGCUUUUGGAUCAGACUAUUGGCUUCUUGCAACUGAAGUGGGACGGUGUUCAGGUGAACAGAAUAUAGAGAACAUAACUUUUCACCAUGAAGGAUUCUUCUGGAGAUGUUGGUUUAAUGGGAUUGUGGAAGAAAAUGAUUCUAAUAUCUGGAAGUUCUGGUACACCAAUCAACCUCAAACAAAGAACUGCACCCAUGCUUACCUAUCUCCAUACCCUUACAUGAGAGGGGAGCACAAUUCUACCUCCUAUGACUCUGCACUCAUCUACCGUGGUUUUUGGGCAGCCCUCAUGCUGCUGGGAGUGGUAGCUGUGCUGAUUGCGAGCUUCUUCAUCAUCUGUGCUGCGCCCUUCGCCAGCCAUUUUCUCUACAAAGCUGGAGGAGGCGCCUAUAUCGCUGCAGGCAUCCUGUUCUCCCUGGUGGUGAUGCUAUAUGUUAUCUGGGUCCAGGCAGUGGCAGACAUGGAAAGCUACAAAAACAUGAAAAUGAAAGACUGCAUGGAUUUCACCCCAUCUGUUCUAUAUGGCUGGUCAUUCUUCCUGGCUCCAGCAGGAAUAUUUUUUUCUUUGUUAGCUGGUUUACUAUUUCUAGUUAUUGGACGACAUAUUCAGAUACAUCACUAG
This is a messenger RNA of Suncus etruscus (white-toothed pygmy shrew), 690 nucleotides long. It is a transcript of the gene TMEM182, whose product is annotated as transmembrane protein 182. Gene Ontology annotation, cellular component: membrane. The transcript is spliced from 5 exons. The record is from RefSeq and is a predicted model, not a curated record. Bases 1 to 690 code for a protein of 229 amino acids. NCBI's taxonomy places the organism in Eukaryota, Metazoa, Chordata, Mammalia, Eulipotyphla, Soricidae.